This is a messenger RNA of Exophiala bonariae, 2313 nucleotides long. RefSeq lists its product as uncharacterized. Gene Ontology annotation, molecular function: zinc ion binding; RNA polymerase II cis-regulatory region sequence-specific DNA binding; DNA-binding transcription activator activity, RNA polymerase II-specific. NCBI's taxonomy places the organism in Eukaryota, Fungi, Ascomycota, Eurotiomycetes, Chaetothyriales, Herpotrichiellaceae. The record is from RefSeq and is a predicted model, not a curated record. Gene Ontology annotation, biological process: regulation of transcription by RNA polymerase II; DNA-templated transcription. Gene Ontology annotation, cellular component: nucleus. The transcript has 2 exons. The coding region runs from base 1 to 2313 and encodes 770 amino acids.
AUGGCUGAUCUCGAAGCCAGCACAAAUGAGAAGUCACGCAAGUUGCAAUCUCCUUCUGUCAGAACAGAUGCUGCAGGACAUGUCCCCUCUGAGGUGGUUCCCACAUUAGCCAAUUUUGGUGCAAGUCGAGGGUUUCAUUAUGGGCAGACGAGACCAGCCAUGACCAAAGGCGCGACAAGAGGAAAUGUUACCUGCGACUAUGUCUCUUACACCGGUAAAGCCGAUCAUACAAUACCCACUCCUGGAUCCGAGGGAAGCUCGAACGCAAAUCGCGAGCAAUCCGUUAACUCGUGGACUGAGGAUGCAAACAUUUGGCAAUCCCGGUCGAGGCAGCACGCGAACGCGAGGGCGAAGCCUGAUGCCGAGGCUGCAAUGAACAACCCAUCAGUUCCGAAUCGCCCUCCAACUCGCUCGUUGUUGGAGCUUCAAGAACGAGUUUAUGAAUUGGAGACAUACGUGAGGGCUGCUGGCUCUAGACCAGUAUCUUCGGAAAAGUACUUGGGUAUGGGACACCCGAUGUUCCCUGGGAACUCUCCAAAUCAUGGCUCUUCACAGGACUACGAAAGAGCUUUACUGCGAGGAAAAGGCUUCAAAACACAAUACUUUGGACCUAGUCACCCGGCAGGUAUCCUUCUUCAAUAUGAGGAGCUUUCACAAUUUGUGAAGACAAUACUUCUGAACAUCCCGGCUUUGGAAAAGACGAGGUUGACCUUCAAACAGAAACGUCAGGAGCUGGGACCUUCGUGGGAUCUUCCUCAUUUUGAGACACUGGCCAGCAUGGUCCCUGAUCAGAAGAGGACCGAUACCCUCGUGCAGGAAUACUUUGCUACCAUUGAGACGACCUACCGUAUUCUCCACACACCGACCUUCUUUCAGAGCUAUAAAGAUUUCCGGAGGUCUUCGAGUGAGGUAUCGGCGCCAUUUUUGGUUCAACUUAUUCUCAUCUGCGCUUGUGUUAAUUCCUCAGUAGAGGGAGGACCCACGGGCUUUCAUGGACGGAACUCUGCAGCCCGGGACAUGUCUUUGAACUGGAUCCAGCGGUCCGAGCAGUGGCUUGACAUGCAAAGCCAGAAACACGUUACCAUGGAGACUUUCCAGAUCCACAUCCUGCUGGUCAUUGCAAAACGGCUCAAUUGUGUCAAGAUCAAAAGAGAAUGGACCAUAAGUGGACAUCUAUUACGACUCGCCAUGUCUGCUGGGUUGCAUAGGGAGCCGACAUUCUUGAGCAAGAGCAUCGGUGUCUUCGAUCAGGAAAUGCGCAGGAGAUUGUGGUUUACAAUCCUGGAAAUUGAAACACAGGCUUGUAUUGAUCGAGGGAUGCCUGCGACUAUCCACCCCUAUGAUUGGGACACCUUACCACCUCUAAAUAUCCAUGAUGAGGACUUUGACCUGACAACAGAGAGGAUGCCUCCUACAAGGCCCGUGAACGAAUUCACCAGGACGUCGUUUCUGUGCUUGGCCCAGCAGCACUUGCACAUACGAUUAGACAUGCUUUCAAGGAUCAAUAGUAUACGUUUCUGUUUCGAGAAUGAAACUGCCGCCGAGUAUGAUCAGAAAAUCAGAAGAAUUAUUGACGACAUUCCGUCAUGGAAGGAGAAUCCAUCCAGCACCACCGCACAAUCAUUGUCUCGAUUGCUCCUCUACGAGUUCCUGCUGCUCAUCCACGAACCUACCUUGUCUUAUCAGGAUGGACAAGCACGAUACUUUUUCUCACGAGCCGCGCGGCGAAAUGCCGCUUUGAACACCCUCAGGUUCUACUCAGAAAUGCAUCAGAGUGUGAGCCUUUUAUUUGCCAACCUCCGCGAGGAUGUAUAUCGAGCUUGCCUUACGCUUUGUCACGACAUUGUUGUCUCGCGUCAUGCCGUAGAUGAUUUGGUACAAGACAAUACCUUGGCAGUGGAAAUGGUUGUGAAAGCUGUUGAUCUUAUGGAGAAUCGGAUCAGAAGUCUUGGUCAAGGAUUUCACUCCUUUUGGUUGGGAGUAAGUGCACUGGGUCUGCUGCGAGCGAAAUUGUCCCCUUUACUACCGACCGAGGAGUUUACCAAACAAACAGCGGAUCGAGUAUCCCGCUUGCAUACUUUCAUGAUGUCCGAACAAAUUGCCCAACCCACCCCUGCCAGUGGCUUUGAGGAGGCUGCUAUGAGUGGCGCAACUACGUUGGUGGGGAUGAGUGGAAAUCCCGAUUCGAAUCAACCUCUACCAGAGAUUGAUGUAUUUGACAAUGCCGGGCAACCAUUUAAUGUCUUCUCGGACACGCUGUUCGACUUUGACAUGGCGGAUAUGUGGAAUACUGGAAACUUUGUGCAGUUCUGA